Penicillium verhagenii is the source of this 1296-nucleotide messenger RNA. RefSeq names its product phosphatidyl synthase. Lineage: Eukaryota; Fungi; Ascomycota; Eurotiomycetes; Eurotiales; Aspergillaceae. The transcript has 2 exons. The coding region runs from base 1 to 1296 and encodes 431 amino acids. The record is from RefSeq and is a predicted model, not a curated record. Gene Ontology annotation, biological process: glycerophospholipid biosynthetic process. Gene Ontology annotation, cellular component: mitochondrion.
AUGGCCACCAAUACCGAAUUGGAUCCCCAAAGGACCACCGUUGACGCCGAUCCGGCCGACGUCUCUGGUGGAUCUAAAUACCAAAGCCUGAUGAUUUCUAGUGGGGAUGGUGACUUCAUACCUCCAGUCAAGAUGACUAAAAAUCAGGAGCAAGAGAUCAUUUCCUCAGAGGAGGACAGUCUUCAAACAGACACACCCCUCUCUACCCCGCCAAUGACCAUCAGCGACGAUUUUGCUUUGGCCUUCGAUAUUGAUGGCGUCCUCAUGCGGGGUGGCCAGCCCAUCCCUGAGGCCGUGAAGGCUAUGAAAUAUAUCAAUGGUGAUAACCCAUUUGGAAUUAGAGUCCCAUAUAUUUUCCUAACAAAUGGUGGUGGGAAAACGGAAGCAGAGCGAUGCGAGGAUCUCAGUAAACAACUUGGAAUCGAAGUUAAUCCUGGCCAAUUUAUUUGCGGCCAUACUCCCAUGCGCGAGAUGGCAGAGCGAUACAACACCGUCCUUGUCGUCGGUGGCGAGGGCGAAAAGUGUCGUAUUGUUGCAGAGGCAUACGGUUUCAAGGACGUUAUCACUCCCGGUGAUAUCAUCAAGACCAAACAAGAUACCACCCCCUUCCGAAAGUUGACCGAGGAGGAAUACAACAAUUCAAAAAUGCUCGACUUGGAUAAGACUCAAGUGGAAGCAGUCUUUGUGUUCGCGGAUAGUCGCGACUGGGCCGGAGACCAGCAAAUCAUCCUGGAUUGCGUCAUGUCAAAGGAAGGACGCCUAGGUCAACGGUCGGAAACCUUCGACGACGGGCCUCCUGUCUAUUUCUCCCACAAUGACGUGGUGUGGUCUACAUCUCACGACUAUUCCCGCAUUGGCAUGGGUGGCCUUCGAGCCUCCCUUGAGGCUCUCUACAAGGUUGUCUCUGGAGGAAAGGACCUCAAGAGUAUCGCCUUUGGCAAACCACAGAUCGGCACCUUCCAAUUCGCCACCCGCCUGCUACAAGACUGGCGAAGUGAGACCCAUGGAAUCGACAAGCCUCCGGCCACAGUCUAUUUCUUCGGUGAUACUCCCGAGUCGGACGUACGCGGGACCAAUGAAUUCAAUGAAAUUGCAGAGAAUGAUUGGUUUUCUGUUCUCGUGAAGACCGGUGUUUACCAGGGCGGCGACAUUCCUCGUUUCCACCCGAGAAAGAUUUGCGAAGAUGUUUAUGACGCAGUCAAAUUCGCCGUUGAGCGUGAACAUGAGAAAGAGCUCAAUGGUGGCCGUUAUCAAGAUGAUUUCUCAAUUGAUAAAAAAGGCGAGGUGCGGAAUUAA